AUGAGCCGAGAACUCUCAUCGCAAAUGUCGACCUUUCAAUACGGCGGCUAUGCAGGAUAUGGCCCUAACCAUAUGGGGCAUGAAAAUGAUACUGCUGGGAUGUACAACCCACGUACUCACUCUAAAGUUGCUGAAAAAGAAGGAUUUCACAUGGGUGGAACUGAUGAGCCGAGAACUCUGUAA
This is a messenger RNA of Strongylus vulgaris, 183 nucleotides long. NCBI's taxonomy places the organism in Eukaryota, Metazoa, Nematoda, Chromadorea, Rhabditida, Strongylidae. The record is from the annotation of a GenBank genome assembly.